UCGCAUUUCUGUUGAGCUAAUCCAGGUGCUGCACAGGUUGAAAUUUGCAAAGCAAGUUGUUAGUGAAAAUAUCUGAAAGCUCAGAUUUUUAGCUGUGCUCAAAUGUUUUGUUGUGCCCAGCUGGGAAGAGAACACACCGAUCCCUGACUGGAAUAUCACGAGCGUUAUUUCCUCCAGGCGUAUGUGUUCAUUGGUGCUGUUUUAUCCAACCCCUCAGAACACUGUGUUCUUUUGUCUGGAUUUAUGAAAUAUGUUUCGUUUGUGCAUUGAUUCGUUUUGUGUUUGUUGUUGCUUUUUAGCAUUAUGCAGUUGACCCUCUGUUUCUCUGAAAACACUAUCUAUCACUUUAUUAGUGGCACUUUCUAAGGCAAGCAUCACUGUUACUAUUGCUCAUAAGAGCUGAAACCCUAAAGGCUAGGAUAUACUAAAUUUUUCCAUGUGCCAUUCCACCCUGCAAGCAGUGAAGUGCUCAGCCUUUCAAAGUUUAUUCUUUUGACCACGCUUUCAUAGAAUGCAUGUGCACAUAAAACACAUAUGCACUAUGACUACUUUGUAAUACUAUUUUAAUACAUUCAACCGCAGGCGGACUGUCCACUUGUCUAGUAAAACUAGGCUGCACAAGUACAGUCCAUGCAUACUGUGCAGAUGACAAAAUUUACAUCAAGCGCACUGUGUGUGAGAUGUACCGGCACACACAAAAAAGAAGUACUUGGCCUUAAAGGAAUAUUCCGGGUUCAAUACAAGUUAAGCUCAAUCUUAUAUGUGGCAUAAUGCUGAUUACCACAAAAAUGUAUUUUAACCCUCCUUUUCGAGGUUAUAAUGAGGUACUUACAAUGGAAGUGAAUAUAGGCCAAUUUUUGGAUGGUUUAAAGGCAGAAAUGUUAAGCUUAUAGUCUUAUAAAAGCACUUAGUUAAAUUCUUUACAAGUUGUGUAUGAUUUGAGCUGUAAAUUGUUUAAAUUGUCGUUUUUGCACGAUUACAGGGUUUAUAGAGUUACAUUGCCAUCGUAACGUAGCAAUUUUAUCACACUAAAAUCAUUUUAACGCACAUAUUGUUUCCAUCUUGUGGCAGUGAGUAUUUUAACAUUUACAGAUUUGCCCCAUUCACUUCCGUUGAAAGUGCAGUAUUGCAACCUAGAUUUUUGUUUUUAAAGAAAAUGACAUGCUGAAAUAAAUUUUUGUGGUUAUUAGGGAUGUCUACAUUACAUUGAAGGAAGAUUUUGAACAAUAUCUGGGGUCCAGAAUAUCACAGAGACUUUGGUGUGGGCUCUUUUGACUUGGGCCUGUAUGUAACCACCUAGUUGGCAAUGUGAUUCUGUGCGUGAGUGUGCAUUUUUAUACACCUGCUAACUUCAGUGCGUGCAGAGUUGCCAGCAGCUCAUUUUUGCUGAUUCCUGAGCUUAUUUUUAAAUCUGUUUUGUGUUGUGACGUAAGAGCAGCAAAUGCACAUUACAGGUGAUGAAUGGUCAGGUUGCUGGUGUGUCCCGUUAGACUGAAUGGAUCAUAGUGAAGAACCACACACACACACAUGCACAGUUGAAAUCAGCUGACUUCUCUAAGAAACUACCGGUACCACUGCCAUUCACUAUUUAUCUCUCCAUCCUUCCUCUUUCCCUCAUGUGUUGUUAUACUCGCUGAGCACUUCAUUAGUUACACAAUGGUCUUAAUAAAGUGCCUGAUGUGGUCUUCUAUUGUUGUAGCUCAUCCGCCUCAAGGUUCAACAUGAUGUGCAUUCUGAGAUGCUAUUCUGCUCACUACAAUUGUACAGAGCGGUUAUCUGAGUUACCAUAGCUUUUCUGUCAGCUCCAAACAGUCUGGCCAUUAUCUUUUGACCUCUCUCAUCAACAAGGCAUUUCCUUCCACAGAACUGCAGCUCACUGGAUGUUUUUUUUUUUUUUUUUUUUUCUGAGAAAACUCUAGUGACUGUUGUGUGUGAAAAUCCCAGGAGAUCAGCAGUUACAGAAAUACUCAAACCAGCCCAUCAGGCACCAACAAUCAUGCCAUGGUCGAAAUCACUGUGAUCACAUUUUUUCCCCAUUCUGAUGGUUGAUGUGAACAUUAACUGAAGCUCCCGACCCGUAUCUGUGUGAUUUUAUGCUUUACACUGCUGCAACACGAUUGGCUGAUUAGAUAAUUGCAUGAAUAAGUAGGUGUACGGGGGUUACUAAUAAUGUGUUCAGUGAGUUUAUAUCAGUCUAUUACGACUCAAGACAGUCUCUGAGACAUUGAUGGUGAAAUUGCUCUCUCUGCUGGUGAACUGACCACUGCUGAAUCACAGGUGAGGAAACAAGCUGCUCUGAAUACACACACACACACACACACACACACACACAGAAACACACACAGAGAAUGAAGGAUCUAGGUCACCGCAGGACAAGAUAUGGGCUGUGCAGAGAGAGAGAAAGAGGGAGAGAGAGGAGAGGAGGGGGUGAGGUAAGUUCAGUAUGAGGAGUCUUUGGUAGGGUGUGUUUGUAUCGCAUGCUGGACUUAUGAGUUCAGAUCAACAUGGUUCAGAGCAGGACUUUAUCGUGUACCUCACCCGUCAAACAGGGCUGCCACCCGCGAGUAUCCACUCUUAGGAAAAGACUCCACUUCCGCCGGGACCACACUGCCAGUAACUCGAACCGCAGCACGCCGGCCUGUUCACCCGUCCUGCGUAAACGCUCGCGCUCCCCAACGCCCCAGAGUCCAGAGGGAGAGAACAUGGUGGAGAAGAGCUCAGAUCAUUCCUCCGACAAAUCCACCUCCACCCCAGAACAAGCCGCUCAGCGCACACACAGCCAGACGCCUCACACCACCCGCCCUGGCGGCAAAAACUCCAAGAAAAGUCAAAGCUGGUAUAACGUUUUGAGUCCCACAUACAAGCAGCGAAAUGAAGACUUCCGGAAGCUCUUUAAGCAGCUGCCUGACACUGAGCGUCUCAUCGUGGACUACUCCUGUGCUCUGCAGAGAGAUAUUCUCCUGCAGGGUCGCCUCUACCUCUCAGAAAACUGGAUCUGUUUCUAUAGCAACAUCUUCCGCUGGGAAACGCUGCUGACUGUGAGGUUGAAAGAUGUCUGCUCCAUGACGAAAGAGAAAACAGCUAGACUCAUUCCCAAUGCCAUUCAGCUGUGCACAGACAGUGAAAAGCACUUUUUUACCUCAUUUGGUGCCAGAGAUCGAACAUACAUGAUGAUGUUCAGACUCUGGCAAAAUGCUCUCCUGGACAAGCCAUUAUGUCCCAAAGAGCUGUGGCAUUUUGUCCAUCAGUGUUAUGGGAAUGAGCUGGGUUUGACCAGUGACGAUGAAGAUUAUGUACCUCCUGAUGAUGACUUCAACACCAUGGGGUACUGUGAAGAGAUUCCCGCCGAAGUCAAUGAAGCCAUCGACAAUGGCCCCAAAACCCCUGAAGCUAAAAUAGACAUCAGCCCCCAGCUCCACAGGAAAGUGUUUCUAAAUAGCAGUCUCAAUUCCAUGGACAGCACGGAUGCACCGGUCAAUUUUGACGUGCCCCCAGUGGAAGAUUUUACAGAUUGUGUUCCAGAAGAUCUACCGCCCCUGCCUUUACCUGACAACAACAUGACAGAGACCAGUGGCUCCGCCCCUGUUCCUGCCCCCUCCAUUGACUUCAACGACAAUGAGGACCUGCCAACCGAACUCAGCGACUCCUCAGAAACACACGACGAGGCAGGGGAAGUGCAGGCCUUCCAGGAGGAUUUGAAUGGGAAGCUUUACAUUAAUGAGGUGUAUAAGUUUAGUGUGGAUAAAUUGCAUGACAUCCUAUUCACCGAAUCACAGUUCAUGAGGGACUUUCUGGAGCAGCGACGCUUUUCAGGUGUGGUUUAUCACCCCUGGAGGAAAGAAGAAACGGGUAAUCAGACCAGAGAGAUCAUGUACACCAUCUCCCUCUCCAACCCGAUGGCCCCAAAGACAGCCACAGUCACAGAGACACAGACUUUGCACAAUGCCAGUCAGGUGAGCGAGUGUUACAUCAUCGACGCUGAAGUCAUCACUCACGAUGUCCCGUAUCACGAUUACUUUUACACGCUCAACCGUUACAUGCUCACUAGAGUCGCCAAGAACAAGUGCCGCCUGAGGGUAUCGGCUGAACUGCGGUUCAGGAAGCAGCCAUGGGGAUUGGUCAAGGGCUUCAUAGAGAGAAACUUCUGGAGUGGCCUGGAUGAAUAUUUCAGAUAUUUAGAGUUGGAGUUGGGUAAGAUACAACUGCUGUUUUCUGAACCUCACAAACAGUCUCCCAAAUCCAAAGCAUUACGCACCGCUACAGUGAGGCGACGGAAACGCCCCCUGACGCACAUGAGGCAGCAGCACCUGGACGAGGCGCUCAGUCCCGUCAACACACCUGAGGACGGGAAGAGUGUCGUCCAUCGCAUCAAACACGUGGCAGGAUCCACGCAGACCAGACACAUCUCAGAACACAGAUCCGAAGGCCUGGCUCUCUACAGCGUUUCCAAACUUUUGCUCAUCAUCAGCUCUGUUCUGGUGCUGCUGGUAUUUUUAAAUAUGAUGCUGUUUUAUAAGCUCUGGAUGCUGGAGUACACGGCCCAGAGUUUGACCUCCUGGCAUGGUCUCAGGUCUCAUGAAAGUAAACUUCCGCAGACACAAAUAGAAUGGGCCCAACUUUUGGACUCUCAGCAGCGUUACCAUGUAAACGAGCUGGAGAAAUGGAGGGAAAUAUUAAAGUCAUCUGUACUGUUGUUAGACGAGAUGAGAGAAUCUUUAAUGAAGCUACAGAAAGGUGCUGGAUUAAGAGACUACGAAUCUGAGAGUGAGGAGAAAAAAACACGCCAUCACUGACAAACAGAGUCCCAGCUCAGCAAACGUAAGGAACAUCUCCACUUGGAAGAGAUUUAAUGAGCUGGGCCGGUCGGGGAUGGAUAGGGUGGGGCAGAUGAAGUGGGCGGCACCAACUUAAAUGCUCUCACCAUCUGGCUGCAAUACCUGGAAUUGUUGUCAGUCCUUUCUGACAGUUGACACGGAAACCCUGCGCUAUCAUCUGUCUUCUCUUUCUCGUAUUUUUCCAUCUUUUCUUUCUGCAUUUUGCUGUCGGAUCACGACGAUAAGAAAUCAUCACCCAGGGCUAAAACAAACCAACAAACCAAAACAAUUCAAUUACAAAACUGUCACAGACUGUCUGGUGUAAACAUCUGAAAGACUAAAUGGGAUGUUUAACGCAGCAGCAUCCCCUUUCUUAAAAGGAGUCUGGGACCAAAAAAUAUGGAGUUAUUUGGACAUGUAUACAUUUAUUUAUUUAGAAAAUAUGGAAUUGAAGUAUAUAAUGAAUACACAUGAAAAUAUAUUAUUUGUAAGUAGAGUUAUAUUUGUUGCCAGAGUUAAUUUAUAACAGUCUUCCAUGGAGAAUCAAGGCUGGUUCCUUGAUAGCUUGCGCCAUGGUGCAUCAACUAUAUGCAACUUAUUUUUCCUCCUCUGUGUGGAGGAGUUACAUACUUUCCCUGAUUGAUUUGUAACAGUCACUUUUGUGAUUGAAUGACGGUAGAUUUAUCGACUGUGUCAUUGGCUGCAUUCCAAUUUUUCAUACUUCUACUACGUACUAAAAGUGUCUGCUUCACUAGUGAUGGGGGAUAAAGGGAUAAUUCACCCGAAAAUAAAAAUUCUGUUAUCAUUUAAUUACCAUGUUGUUCCAAACCUGUAUGAAUUACUUUCUUCUAGCUCAACCAAUGGUAUGAGCUUUGGGCAGGGCUAUCUUUUUGCCCAACCAGUGGAAGACGGGUGGGAGUAUUUGGGUAAACUUGUUGGAAAAUUAGUUUAGUGACACUAGGUGCAGAAACCACACACUUCUCUUUAAGGUUCAUACAUUUAAAAACUGCUGUGGCAGCUUUGGCCUUGCAGUUCUUGUCAGUUUUCGAUAAUUAAAAAGUCGACAUGGAAGCAUCACAAACUCCUCCUCUUCUAAAGGGACUAUAGGCAACAUUAGCCGCAAAGGAUUCACGAAUGCACACUUUGACAAUCCACUGGAAAUAGUGCAUUUUUGGCAGGAUAUUUCUAAUGCAGUAUGAUUUUGGACAUACUAAUCCUUUUCUGGCAUAGUAUUUAGAACAUCUAUUAUGCAAAUUGGGAUGCAGCCAUCAUGUCUUACAAGCUUGUGGUCAACCAAAUCUCUCAUGCUGUAACAGUUGUGGAGUAUCAGUGGUUAACGAUAAAAACUGCAGCAUCCAUUCACUUGUGAAUUAUUUAUUUUUACAUAAAUAUGUUUCUGUUUUGUCCCAGGGGUUCAUUUAUAUCCUGCAGGCAGAUGUAAACAACUUCAUAUUGCCAAGCUUUUCAAAUGUGUUUUUAUUUUAAAGCCAUUUUAUGACUUUUGUCCAAUGUCUUAUGUUGUCUCUGUGUAUUGAUGGAGACUUUGAUGCUAAAUUAACUGUUGGAAGGGUGACAGACACAUAUCGGUCAUGUGAGAACAUAUCGAAUGUGAUUUGGUCAGUUGCAAUGAAGCUGGACAGCAUUAUUUUAUUGAUUCUUUCUUAAAGAGAGACCAGCAAAUGUUUUUUUUUUGUUUUGUUUUUUUUGACUGAACUGUGAAUAAUUCCAAUUAUGCUUGACUUUAAACUGAUCAGUAUUCAGAGCCUCUGGCAAAUAUAACUACAAUUGUUUUUAAUUGUUCAACUUACUUAUAAAGGUCAACGUAACCUUAACCUCUUGCGGUGCUACAAGCAAAGUUGUGUCUUCUUGUAUGAAAACCCAAACACAAAAGCCCAAAAGAGUGUAAUAAUAACACCUCUUGACACAUUGAGCUGUGGUGCACAUGUGGGCGACACGGGUUCAAGUCCAGUUUCGAAUCCAUUUCUUGAUCAUGUUCUCUCCUACCCAUCAUUUCUUGUCAUUCUCUUAUUAUCUCUAUCUAUAAAAGUGGCAAAAAGGACAAAAAAAUAAAAGUAGAAAAUGUAUUUACUGGACUGGAUUUAUUGCUAAGCAAGAAUUUUACAAUCAAUUAAUGGUAGUCUGAUUUGUGUAAUUAAAAAUCUGGUAUUUUUUGAAGACUUCCACUUAUUAUACUGAGUGUUCCAGUUUAUGAUUGGUGUAGAUUCCAAAAAUUCUGAAUUUUAGAAUUUGAUUUAUUCUGUUAGGGAGUCGACUGUCUGCCUCAUUAAUUUUUUGAUUGACUCAUAAAUUAGUCUGUAACACUUUAAAAUAAGGUUCAAUUUGUUAACAUUAGUUAACAACAUUAGUUAACAUGAACUAACAAUGAACAAUAUAUUUAUUCAAGUUUGUUGAUAAAAGUACAAUUGUUCAUUGUUAGUUUAUGUAAACUAAUGUUGUUAACUAAUGGUAACAAAUGGAACCUAAUUGUAAAGUGCGAACAAUUAGGCCUUGCCAUGUUAAAAGCAAUGUGGAUAUACACAUUGAUACAAAGAUAAAAUCAUGUCUCGGAUGGACUGAUUUGAUGUGUCAGUCUUUCACUGGUGGGGUCACUCAAGGUCAGCUGGAUCUUAAAGGAAUAUUCUGGGUUCAAUACAAGUUCAGCUCAAUCGACAGCAUUUGUGGCACAAUGGUGAAUACCUCAAAAAUUAAUUAUGACCCGUCUCUCCUUUUUCAUAAAAAAAGAAAAGAAAACAAAUCGAGGUUACAGUGAGGCACAAUGGAAGUGAAUGGGGCCAAUUUUUGGAGGGUUUAAAGGCAGAAAUACGCAUACAUUAAUUCUUCUGUUAAAACGUAUGUAUUAUUUGAGCUGUAAAGUUGUUUGAAUCGUCACUUUUCCGGGAUUACAGGGUUUAAGAAUAUAAUUCGCCAUGGCAACGAAGUUGUAACAUUGGAUAUAACUUUACGCAGAAAAGGUAAGCGAUUUUAUCACACUAAAAUUAUGUUAUCACACAUAUUGUUUAUAGCUUGUGGCUAUACUUUUGAAACAGUGAGUAUUUUAAAGUUUACAGAUAUUCUCCAUUCACUUCCAUUGUAAGCACCUCACCGUAACCUACAUUUUUGCUUCUUUAAAAAAAUGAGGGAAGAGUCAAAAUACAUUUUUGUGGUAAUGAACAUUAUAUCACAAAUGCUGUCGAUUGAGCUUAACUUGUACUGAACACGGAAUAUUCCUUUAAUCCUUGCUGGUCUUGUAUCCAUAUGUAAUAGAUAGAUAGUUAGUCACCCUCAUGUUGUUCCAAACUUGUAUGAUUUUCUUUCCUCUGUGGAAUUUAAAAUUAGAUUAUAGACAGAAUUUCAGUCUCAGUCACCAGUCACUUUCAUUGUAUUGAAUAAAAGAUGCAAAAAACGCUAAUGGAUCCACAUUAGAAAGACAUAUAGGUUUGGAGCAACAUGAGGGUAAGUAAAUGAUGACAAAAUUUCCUUUUGGGAUGGACUAUCCCUUUAAGAAUGGAUGCUUUGGUACUUUAUUAUCAUGGGGACAGGGAUGACCACCCACAAAAUAUCAACAGAGAUAAAUCAGAGAGCAUUUCCAGUCAUAGCAGUCUCCUCUCAUUCAUACGUUAUUAAGUUUCACUAGGGUUUAAUGACUCUCAUGAUGGUUUUGUUGCUUUAAAAAAAUGGUCCAGGAAGGGGACUACAGUUCAUAUGUGUCUCUCUACCUUCAUGUACAAUAUCAUAUUUUAAACCAAUAUGCAGUACAUAAUGUGCAAUGGCUGUGUGUUCAACUUCAAGUAGAGUGUGUAUGAAUCCACACAUGGACCGCCUCUGUGUGAAUGUAUUUAUUUGGAUGUAAUCUGCUGGUUUUUAAAGCACUGGAGAUUUAGAGGGCAAAAAUCUUUUGAUGUCAAGAACUUGGAGGCCAAAAUGCAACAAUGGUGCAACACUGCACACUGUCAGGCCCUAAAAAUAGGCCUAUUAUUUUUCUGUACUGUAUACUAUGUGAAGAGACAGGAUGAUUGCUUUUCUGUGGCUGUGACUGUUAUGGUCCAGACUUAUUGAAAAUGCAUUGAUUGUCUAAUUUGUAUUUAUUUAUUUCAUUAUGAUUUCGAAAUUAUUAAAAAUCAUGUCAAAUUCAGCAGCAACACACAACAGAACACACAGCAUUAGUUUGGUCUGUUUUCCCCCAAAAAAACAUUUAAAAUGUAAAUCUUUUCAAAUUAUCAAAUAAAAUCAUAAAAUGUCUUCGAAUACGUUCACUAAACCAAUUCCAGAAAUCAGACACCCUGAAAGUUCAAUGUUUUUCUGUUAUUGGUUUUGUUACCAAGGAAAAUAUUUCUAUCAGGAGGACUCGCAGACUUGAGUAAAGUUUAAGAUGACAUUUAUUUGAUGAAUAUGAAACAGGAAUGUAAUGUCUCUCUUUGGCGUAAGUCCCAUCUGGCGGUCCGAAGAAGUUGUACUUGGAACUGUCAGAUCAUGCCGGAGAUAGGAGGCAGGGGCGAGUAGCCUACCCUCGUGCAGGACGGGACACAACUGGUGGUGGUGGGUGGUGGAGGUUGCUGUGUUGGCACACUGAAACAGCAAUGUGAUAGAUUGUAAGCAGACUUAUAAAGCGAUGGCUGACACAUGAGCUAGGAGUUACCUAGCUAAUGGUGCGAUGAUGUACAGCUGCGAGUCUUCCUGCUAAAACUACGCUGCGGUUACAUAUGUAGUACCCUCAAAAUUUUUAUGAAGUAGCUUCCAGCCUUGAAACAAAGUAAUUAUUGCUAAAGAACUUAAUCAAAAUGUAAAAUUAAAAAGGUUUAAGGAAUAAAAAUUACAACAUUUUGAAAAUGUAUUGUAAUUUAAAACAGUGAGUUUACAAAUGUGUUUUUUUUACUAAUUAAAUUUCUCUAUUCAAAAUGUAAAUACACACAAGUAUACUGAAAUGUAUGUAUAUGUUGUGUACAGUGCACAUCCAACAUGCGCUGGCCGCACUGUGUGGGAUUCAUGGAAAACUUUCAGAUGAAAUAUAAUAACUACAUUUGUGUUGUCAAGAAAUAAGUGGAAUGAAUAAAAGUAUUUAAGAGAUA
This is a messenger RNA of Myxocyprinus asiaticus (Chinese sucker), 9880 nucleotides long. RefSeq names its product GRAM domain containing 1Ba (gene gramd1ba). The record is from RefSeq and is a predicted model, not a curated record. Gene Ontology annotation, biological process: intracellular sterol transport. Gene Ontology annotation, cellular component: plasma membrane; endoplasmic reticulum membrane; endoplasmic reticulum-plasma membrane contact site. Gene Ontology annotation, molecular function: sterol binding; sterol transfer activity. NCBI's taxonomy places the organism in Eukaryota, Metazoa, Chordata, Actinopteri, Cypriniformes, Catostomidae. The transcript has 19 exons. The coding region runs from base 2505 to 4793 and encodes 762 amino acids.